AAUAUGAGCACCUCCGAAGAAGACCAAAAAGUCCCAUUUGAGCCUAGCAGCUCUUCGUGCCCUUCCGAACACCUGGUACCACAAUAUCUCGAAAAUCAAAACCCAUCCUCCCAAAGAAGUUCUGUCAAAAAGGCAAUGGCAGCCUUUGAGAAAGAAAAGGAGCUUAUACUAAAUAGUAUUCCUCCUAAUACGGAGAUAUAGCAGAAUUCCAUGGCCAAGUUUCUAAAGCUUUCUUGACUUCUAAAGACUUGCUCAAACUGAGCAAUGCACAGUCCUCCCUGCGGACAAGAACUGAUCCAAUUUUAACUCCUGAAGGCAAAGAAUGUCCUUGUUGCGAGCAUAAGCUAUUAGUAGAAGAUACCAAAGAGUUAAAAAGAUUUACAUUCUGGACUCACUACGAAACCUUUAAAGUAUUUGGAACAGGGGUUCCAAUGUUCUUCUAUCUCAUGAUAUUCACUAUGUUCCUAUUCCUCAUAAUUUCCUUCUUAGUUUCAAUUCCUACUAUAAUUCUGAACAUAAUAGCUGACAACAAAGACGAUCUCGGAGUCCUCUCUCCUUCCUUCCUAGUCUACACCUCGAUCGGUAACCACGGCAUAACAGCCUCUGAUUUCUCCAAAUCCACCUCCAUCACCGCUAUAAUCUCCCUAAACAUAGUCUGUACCUUAAUCCUCUUCCUCGGCUACCGCAUCUACAGAUGUUUAAGCCUAAGAAAAGCUUCUAAAAUCGAUGAAGAGACUAUCACGCCCAGUGACUUCACCCUCUUCGCUACGAACAUUAAGAAAAGUACGAAGAAGGAAGAGAUUGUGGAGCAUAUUGAGGAGCAACUGAGGAAGGAAGGGAUUGAACCGGAAGGAGCACUAGGAGGGGUUGUUCUGUGAUAUGAUAUUGAGAAGCCAGUGGGGCUGUUGAGGAAGAAGAAAAGUGAAGAGAGGAAAGCAUUAAAAAUGCAACUAAAGGAAGAAAAACUUUGUGGAAAUCCUGAAAAUGUUUCUAUGAACUCUGACUCUUCCAUAAAGGUAGACGAUGAAAUUAUAGAAAAAGAAAGCCCAAGAAGCUACUUAUGCUGCAAGCGUAGGAAGAAAACACUGGAAGAGAGACAAGCAAUCAUUGAAAGAUUCACAGAAAGGAUCAAUGAGUACGAACAGAAAUACAAGGCUCAAGAGGGAGAAGACAAUGGGUUUUGAGGCAAAGCAUUCAUCAUAUUUAACAACCAAAAUGUAGCCACUAAAAUUAACAAAAGACUGCACGUGAAACCAUCCAAGAGAAUCUUCUGCUACAUUUGGAAAAAGUUACUCUGCUGUUAUGGUAGAAAUAGAAAUAAAAAAUUUACAUUUAAAACUCAGAGAGCAGGUGAACCAACUGAUGUAUUCUGGGAGAACUUACCAAUAGAGACUAAUACACGCUUCAAAAGAUCCUUGCUGUCCUUCCUAGCUAUGGCAGCCUUGCUCAUCUUUUCUUUCUGCUGAAAUUUGAUAUUCGGGCUUUUCAAAGAUAGCCUUGAGCGAAAAUUUGAAGAUAAUGGUCAUAAUUUUAAAAUCCAACAUUCCCUAAUCCUGAUGGCAUACAAUAUUAUGAACGCGAUGGUGAUAAGUUUCUUUAACAUCAGUCUCAAAGCUUUGGCUAAAAUCUUAACAGAGUACGAGAGGCACGACUCAUAUACUCCUUACACUUUUUCCUUGGCAUCGAAGAUGAUUGUGGCAAUGUAUAUCAACACAGCUAUAAUCCCACUCUGAGUAAACUAUGAUGAGAAGUAUUGGUUUUCAAGCACUGGAUUAAUUUCAGACAUCUUUUACAAUACUCUGUCGAUAUGCUUUGCCGGCCCUAUACUCUUCUUUUAUGAUCCAAAUCAUUUACUCAAGGUAUGCAAGCGAAAGAGAGAAAUUAAGAAGGGAGAGGAAUCGAAGUUAACACAGAGAGAAUUUAACGAACUUUUUGAAGCUCAACAGAUAAGUCUUGAGAAUAGAUAUACUUCAGCAUUCUUGAUUAUUCUAGUAUGUUCAACUUAUACUGUCUUACUCCCAAUUCUACCGAUAAUUUGCUUCUUUGGAAUUUUAUAUCAAUACUGUCUGGUGAAAUACAUGCUGGUGAAACAUACCAACCGUCCAAAAGAAGUAGGCCAUUUUAUAGACUUCAGUGCAACAAAUAUCUUCAUUUUGGUAAUUCUCGUCAAUGGAGGAAGCAUUUGGUACUUUCUCACUAGACUUUCAGAUGGAGAAAACUUCUUCGCAUGGGUUCCUUUAUUAAUUGCUGGAAUUUUCGUAAUGCUACCAAUCAGUUACAUCGAGAAAAUAAUGAAGAUAGACGAAGUCAAUAGGAGUGAUAAAGACACAUAUGAGUCUGCUAUCCAGAAACAUCAAUAUAGUUAUGCCACAAGUAAUCCUGUUGGUGAAGAUGGGAAAAUUAAUUUUGAAAGACUAGAUUUGUAUACGAAACAAGAUAAGUUCAAGCAGAAGGAUAUCAUUUGGGAUGAUUUUGAAAUAGAUAUAAGGAAUUCUUCCGCAAUGAAAAACAAUAAUAUAACAUCAAUAAAUGCAAAAGUACUGAAAUCAUUUAGCAUGCUCCAAUCUACACCUUCGAUCAAGAGAAGGUCAAAAACUCAGCAAAUCAACAAUCGCCUAAUCAUCAGCAAUGAAUCUAGCGAAGAAGAAGAACACAAAUCACCCAAGAAAAUACCAAAUCCAAUCUUUAGAGACUCUAAAUCCCCUAAGAAAACACGUGCAGACACAUUCAAGGCCAAACUUGCCAAAAUAAUCGAACAAGACUCCAGCUUCGAAGAAUCCAAACACAUCCCAACCCCCUACCUAAAAUCCCGCUCUCCACACAAAACCUACCUCUCCUUCAGCCCCUCUAUUCCUACCAAGAAAGAAGAAUCUGAGAGUUCAAAUUUAGACAGCGACCAAAUUGAACUUGAAAAUAGAGAUAAGACUUCAGCAGGCACUGGAAUUUUAAAGCCUGAACAAACAGACUCAAGUGAGACUGAACAGAGGGGUUAUCAGGAGAGUAGUGAAGGUAGUGGGAGUAGUGAAGGGGAUGAGAGUAGUGAGAGUGUGUAG
This is a messenger RNA of Moneuplotes crassus, 3053 nucleotides long. Lineage: Eukaryota; Ciliophora; Spirotrichea; Euplotida; Euplotidae. The record is from the annotation of a GenBank genome assembly.